AUGUCAUUACCAUCUAAUAAUGGGGUCAAUGAUGGCAUCCAAAUGGAUGACAACCGUAGCACUAUCACAGCAGAAUUUUACCCGUCUAAGCGACAUAAGACUUCCCAUCACGACGUCCUGCCAGCUUUACAAUACGAUCGCUAUACCAUCGGCUGGGUGUGCGCACUUCAUAUAGAGAUGGCAGCAGCCCGGGCUAUGCUAGACAACUCUCACGAAGCCUUGCCUACGCAUACAGACGAUAGAAACACCUAUAUACUAGGAAACAUCAACCAACAUAACAUCGUUAUUGCGUGUUUGCCAACAGAGCAAUAUGGAACGAACAAUGCAGCUAUUGUCAUGACGAACAUGAAGCGGACUUUUCCAGCGAUUCGCGCAUGUUUAAUGGUCGGAGUUGGCGGUGGUGUGCCAAGCAAGGCUGAUGUGCGUUUAGGUGAUAUUGUCGUCGGCACAAGAGUGAUGCAGUAUGAUCUUGGAAAGGUUCUCGGAAGCGGACUGCUUCAGCCAACAGCGACGUUUAGAAUUUCUAAUCAUUUACUUGGUACGGUUGUUUCUGCUGUCCGUUCCAAGCACGAACUAGGCCCUAGCAGAGUCCUAUCUAUUUUACAACAAAAGUUAGGACAACUCCCGUACGGUCGCCCAGAUUUACCAGAUCGUCUAUUCGAUGCGAAUUACAAGCACGCAACUUUAAGUGGUAGCUGUGAUGAAUGCGACCAUUCUAAGCUAGUACCACGAAGCGAACGAAUGUCGGACGAAGUAAAGAUCCAUUAUGGCGCAAUUGCCUCAGGGAAUCAAGUUAUGAGAGACGGCAUAGCCCGAGACGACAUUGCUCGCAAGCUAGAUGUCAUAUGUUUUGAGAUGGAAAGUGCUGGUCUCAUGGACAUCCUCCCAUGUCUCCCAAUCCGGGGAAUCUGUGACUACUCAGACUCUCACAAGAGUAAAGAAUGGCAAAGAUUUGCCGCUGCAACUGCAGCUGCAUAUGCAAGGGAGUUACUUGAGGAGUUACCUAUGACCAAAUCGCAUACUAGUAUUGUCUCUAUGGUGAACCCUGAUCAAUCUCUACCACAUAAACGUCGGCAAAACUUAUUAAAUUCCUUGGAAUUCGACCAAAUGAAUGCCCGAAAAGCGACCAUCAAGCGAGAACAGAAGAAGACGUGUCGCUGGUUUCUCAGCCAUCCCUGUUAUAAAGAGUGGCUUAGUUCUGCAAGAUUGGCGCAACAUCAUGGCUUCUUAUGGAUUAGUGGCAAACCUGGUGCUGGCAAGUCAACAAUCAUGAAGUUUAUAUAUUCUCACAUGAAAAGCAAGGCCCGUGAUAAUCACGCUAUCACUGCUUCUUUUUUCUUCAAUGCUCGAGGCGAAUACUUAGAGAAAUCAAUCUUAGGGAUGUAUCGCUCAUUACUAUUUCAACUAUUUCAAGGGUAUCCCGACCUUCAGGUUGUUCUGGAUGAUCCCGACCUGAUUCCCCUAAACCACAAUGGUUCUUUAUCCUUGGAUGUUCUUAAGGAACUUUUUGCCAAUGGGGUUUGCGCCCUAGGUCAACGAGCCUUCACUUGCUUCGUCGAUGCUCUAGACGAAUGUGAUGAGCAGCAAGUGGUGGACAUGGUCCAAUAUUUUGAAGAAUUAGCCGAAAAAUCCACUGCUGGAGGCGCCCUAUUCCGAAUCUGCUUUUCGAGCCGACACUAUCCCUAUAUCGAAAUUCAACGAGGUAUCCGACUUACACUUGAGGAUCAGUCAGGUCACGCAGAAGACUUGGUAACCUACAUCACGAACCGUCUCAUUAUUCAAGAGCGUACGCUUCUCGACGAGAUACAACCACAACUUCUAAGCAAAGCUGCUGGAGUUUUCAUGUGGGUCGUCCUAGUUAUAGAUAUUCUCAACAAGGAGUACCGACGGGGCGGAAUGGCUCUGAGAAUGAGACUCUCAGAAAUACCUAGUGAUCUAAAUGAGCUUUUUAAAGAUAUACUACGGCGUGACAACGAGGAUAUGGAGGCUUUCCAACUUUGCAUCCUCUGGAUUUUGUACGCAAAAAGUCCUCUGCGGCCGCAGGAGCUCUAUCAUGCUCUCUGGUCUGGGUUGUCUUUAAACCAUCUGGUUGAUAGCCAGAUUCCAGAUUUGACCGCCCUAGAAACUGGGGCUGGGGUUAGGACUAAUCCGGCUGAGAGAUAUAUCAUUAGCUCCUCAAAAGGACUUGCUGAGACCACUAAAUCUGGUCAGCCCACAGUUCAAUUCAUCCAUGAAUCUGUUCGAGACUUCCUCAUCAAAGAUAGGGGUCUAUAUGAAUUAUGGCCCGAGCUUGGGUUGAACUGCGAGAGCCUAGGUCAUGACAAACUGAAACAGUGCUGCGACCUCUACACCAAUCAUACGUUGAUCUUUGCGUCUGUGAACAGGCUGCCACCAGAGCCUACCUCUAACGACCGAAAAGAAAUCUUGACCAAGUAUCCGUUCUUAGAGUAUGCCAGUCAGAAUAUCCUCUACCAUGCCAACACCGCAGCUAAAGCGGUUCCCCAAGAGGAAUUUUUGUCAAGUUUUCCUAUCUCCAGAUGGAUCGACACAAGCAACAUCUUCGAAAAAUUCACAAUUCGAAAAUAUACGCCAAAAGCCAGUCUAUUUUAUAUACUGGCAGAUAAAGGGUGUCCAGCGCUUAUCCAAGAAAAGCUCAAAAAAGAUCCGCAAAUUCAUAUUUUUGGGGAAAGGUAUGGGUACCCAUUAUUUGCUGGACUGGCUAAUGGUAAUAAAGACGCUGUUGCUGCUCUUUUGAACUUACCAUCAAGGAUCCAUAACGGUGUCGACAUAACAGAGGGUUUUAACCAAAGAAAAGACUUGAAAGGAUAUGAAGAUCGAACACCAUUAUCUUGGGCUGCACAAGAUGGUCAAUCAAGUAUAGUCGAGCUACUACUAGAGAGGGGAGCGAUCUGUGAUGAGUUAGAUAGAGGGUGGCGAACGCCGUUGUCACUUGCCUCAUCGAAUGGCCACGAGACGGUCGCUAGGCUUUUGAUCGACAAGGGAGCCGACGUCAACACUAGCAACAAAUUUGGACAGACGCCGCUCUAUAGGGCCUUGAGGAAUGGCCACGAAACGGUUGCUAGGCUUCUUAUCGAUAAGGGAGCCGACGUCAACACUAUCAAUGACGAUGGAGAGACGCCGCUCUACUGGGCCUUAAUGAGUGGCCACGAAGCAGUUGCUAGGCUUUUGAUCGACAAGGGAGCCGACGUCAACACUUGCAAUAAAUAUGGAAAGACACCGCUCUAUAUGGCUUCAUCGAAUGGCCACGAAGCAGUUGCGAGGCUUUUGAUCGACAAGGGAGCCGACGUCAACGCUAGCAAUAAAGGUGGAGAGACACCGCUCUAUAUGGCUUCAUCGAAUGGCCACGAGACGGUUGCUAGGCUUCUCAUCGACAAGGGAGCCGACGUCAACACUAGCAACAAAUUUGGACAGACGCCGCUCUAUAGGGCCUUGAGGAAUGGCCACGAAACGGUUGCUAGGCUUCUUAUCGAUAAGGGAGCUGACGUCAACACUAGCAAUAAAGAUGGAAAGACACCGCUCUAUAUGGCUUCAUCGAAUGGCCACGAAGCAGUUGCGAGGCUUUUGAUCGACAAGGGAGCCGACGUCAACACUAGCGACAAAGAUGGAGAGACGCCGCUCUAUAGGGCCUUAAUGAAUGGCCACGAGACGGUCGCUAGGCUUUUGAUCGACAAGGGAGCCGACGUCAACACUAGCAAUAAAGAUGGAGAGACGCUGCUCUAUAGGGCCUUGAUGAAUGGCCACGAAACGUUUGCUAGGCUUCUUAUCGAUAAGGGAGCUGACGUCAACACUAGCAAUAAAGAUGGAAAGACACCGCUCUACUGGGCUUCAUUAAAUGGCCACGAAGCAGUUGCGAUGCUUUUGAUCGACAAGGGAGCCGACGUCAACACUAUCAAUGAAGAUGGAGCGACGCCGCUCUAUAGGGCCUUAAUGAAUGGCCACGAAGCAGUUGCGAUGCUUUUGAUCGACAAGGGAGCCGACGUCAACACUAGCAAUAAAGAUGGAGAGACGCCGCUCUAUAGGGCCUUAAUGAAUGGCCACGAAGCAGUUGCGAUGCUUUUGAUCGACAAGGGAGCCGACGUCAACACUAGCAACAAAUUUGGAGAGACGCCGCUCUAUAGGGCCUUAAUGAAUGGCCACGAAGCAGUUGCGAGGCUUUUGAUCGACAAGGGAGCCGACGUCAACACUAGCGACAAAGAUGGAGAGACGCCGCUCUAUAGGGCCUUAAUGAAUGGCCACGAGACGGUCGCUAGGCUUUUGAUCGACAAGGGAGCCGACGUCAACACUAGCAAUAAAGAUGGAGAGACGCUGCUCUAUAGGGCCUUGAUGAAUGGCCACGAAACGUUUGCUAGGCUUCUUAUCGAUAAGGGAGCUGACGUCAACACUAGCAAUAAAGAUGGAAAGACACCGCUCUACUGGGCUUCAUUAAAUGGCCACGAAGCAGUUGCGAUGCUUUUGAUCGACAAGGGAGCCGACGUCAACACUAUCAAUGAAGAUGGAGCGACGCCGCUCUAUAGGGCCUUAAUGAAUGGCCACGAAGCAGUUGCGAUGCUUUUGAUCGACAAGGGAGCCGACGUCAACACUAGCAAUAAAGAUGGAGAGACGCCGCUCUAUAGGGCCUUAAUGAAUGGCCACGAAGCAGUUGCGAUGCUUUUGAUCGACAAGGGAGCCGACGUCAACACUAGCAACAAAUUUGGAGAGACGCCGCUCUAUAGGGCCUUAAUGAAUGGCCACGAAGCAGUUGCGAUGCUUUUGAUCGACAAGGGAGCCGACGUCAACACUAGCAACAAAUUUGGACAGACGCCGCUCUAUAUGGCUUCAGGGAAUGGCCAGGAAGCAGUUGCUAGGCUUCUCAUCGACAAGGGAGCCGACGUCAACACUAGCAACAAAUUUGGAGAGACGCCGCUCUACUGGGCUUCAUUAAAUGGCCACGAGACGGUCGCUAGGCUUUUGAUCGACAAGGGAGCCGACGUCAACACUAGCGACAAAGAUGGAGAGACACCGCUCUACUGGGCUUCAUUAAAUGGCCACGAAGCAGUUGCGAGGCUUUUGAUCGACAAGGGAGCCGACGUCAACACUAGCAACAAAUUUGGAGAGACGCCGCUCUACUGGGCUUCAUUAAAUGGCCACGAGACGGUCGCUAGGCUUUUGAUCGACAAGGGAGCCGACGUCAACACUAGCGACAAAGAUGGAGAGACGCCGCUCUAUAUGGCUUCAGGGAAUGGCCAGGAAGCAGUUGCUAGGCUUCUCAUCGACAAGGGAGCCGACGUCAACACUAGCAACAAAUUUGGACAGACGCCGCUCUAUAUGGCUUCAUUAAAUGGCCACGAAGCAAUUGCGAGGCUUUUGAUCGAUAACGGUGCGUUAGUAUAA
Molecule: messenger RNA, 5391 nt
Organism: Penicillium taxi
Lineage: Eukaryota; Fungi; Ascomycota; Eurotiomycetes; Eurotiales; Aspergillaceae
Product: Pfs, NACHT and Ankyrin domain protein
Exons: 2
Coding region: 1-5391 (1796 amino acids)
Biological process (GO): nucleoside metabolic process; RNA processing
Molecular function (GO): RNA nuclease activity; RNA binding; protein binding
Source: RefSeq, a predicted model, not a curated record